Messenger RNA from Vigna radiata var. radiata (mung bean), 1149 nucleotides. RefSeq names its product F-box/FBD/LRR-repeat protein At5g22660-like. Gene Ontology annotation, molecular function: protein binding. The record is from RefSeq and is a predicted model, not a curated record. Lineage: Eukaryota; Viridiplantae; Streptophyta; Magnoliopsida; Fabales; Fabaceae. The coding region runs from base 1 to 1149 and encodes 382 amino acids. The transcript has 2 exons.
AUGAAGGGAGACAAUUAUUACAGAAGAGAGUCUUCAAAGGAAGAGAAAGAAAAUAAGGGGAAAGUUAAGAAGGAGAAGGAAGAAGAUAGGUUAACUAAGUUACCUGAUGAAAUUAUUCUACACAUACUUUCUUUUGUUGAUGCAAAAACCGCAGUUCAAACAUCUGUUCUGAACAAACGGUAUAGGUAUCUCUGGGCUUCCCUGCCCGUUCUUAACUUUGUUGACUCAUUUCAUGGUCCUGAAUUUUUUGAGGCUUUUAUAAGACAUUUUUUGGCUUACAGAGAUACUUCCAUCAAUAUUUUCAAUGUUAAUUUAAAGUGUCUAUAUAGCUUUGAUGAUGAAUAUUUGGUUGACUACAUCGUCGUAGACUCCAUCAUUGAGCAUAUUAUUGAUACACCAUCCGUCACCACUACCAUUCAGGUAUUUGAGAAGGCCGAGAAUAUGAAGAGAUCAAAAAAUCUACAAAUGAACGUAGACAAUAUCUACGAAAGAGACUCUUCAAAGAAACAGGAGAAAAAUAAGGAGAAGGAAGAAGACAUGUUAACUGAGUUACCUGAGGAAAUUAUUCUACACAUUCUUUCUUUUGUGGAUGCAAAAACCGCAGUUCAAACAUCUGUUCUGAACAAGCGGUGUAGGUAUCUUUGGGCUUCCCUCCCCGUUUUUAACUUCGACGACUCAUCAUUCCAAAAUGCUAUAUUUUUUAAGGAUUUUGUAGAUGAUUUUUUGUCUUGCAGAGAUACUUCCACCAAUGUUUUCAAUGUUUAUUUAGAUUGUCACCAUGUUGUUGUUUAUAAUGAUGAUCAUGUGGUAGAUUCUAUCAUUGAGCAUGUUAUUGAUACACCAUCUAUCACCACUACCAUUGAGGUACUUACAAUUCUUGCUGAGUAUGUUGUGAGCAAACUUCCUAAACUCUCUGUAUGUUCAUCUCUCACUACUCUCAAACUUUGUCAAAUAUUCAGUCAGACCACGAAUUUCGAUUUUCCUUCUCUUAAACGCCUAUAUCUCUGUCAUUGUCAAUUUGAGUGUGAAUUUAUCCAACACCCUUUUGAUCCCUUUAAUGGUUGUGUCAAUUUGGAAUCUUUAAAUUUUGAUAGCUGUGUAUACUAUCUUGAAAUCAAGACCUUCAAAAUCUCUACCCCCACCUUGUAG